UCCUCAGCAAGAUGGCUGCAUUGCUGCGCGCAACAGUGGCAUCCUGGUGAAAUGACGCAAGCCACGGUUUACGUUCAGUCCUCGAGGCUCUGAGCUCUCGAGUCUCCAUAGCGCAGAUCCCGCCCGACACACAGCCGGAAGAACCCGACCGGCUAUCCUCCAGUGGACCGAGCGGAACCGGUUCAUCUGAGUGAGAGUGCGAUGAGGAGAGGUUUCAGAGUGUGAGGCCAUGGGCUGCACCUCGGCCAAGCAGGUGUCGGCCGUGCCCAACGAUGAGGAGGGACGCGGCAAGGCCUACAGCAACGGAGACCUCUUCACGGAUGAAUACAAGAUGAAAGGAGUGGAGGAGGUGAAGUACAUGAGGGGGGAUGAAAACCGGGUGAAUGCACGCAACCAGGAGAACCUGGAGAAGAGUAAUGUACAGUACAGGGGCAAACAGCAGAAAGAGGUCGCCUCAGCAAACAUCAAGUCUAAUAUUCACACGUCAGAGAGCCAGCAGGAAUUUUUCAGAAUGCUGGAUGAGAAGAUUGAGAAGGGGAGAGACUACUGUUCGGAGGAGGAGGAGGAAGAUGGGACAUAGCACAGAGGCCCCCAGGAUUCACCCCCACAGAGAGCCGCACAGUGUGUGUAUGUGUGUGUGUGCACGCAUGUGUGUGUGUGUGCCUGAGAGAGUGAAUGAGAGAGAGCUGAAUCAGUGUUUUACCAGUAGGAUUGUUUAUGUGAUGGGACACUAUGUGUUGGUAUGAGCAUGUGUGUGUUUUAUGAAGAUAUAGCAAAGAUAGUAUUUUAAUCGCAAGUGAAAGAGUGGGGGAUAAAUGAAUGAAAGAGAGAAUGGGAUAAAGAAAACUUUCUUCAGAGGCUACAGCCCUCCUCUCUUAGCGCCUCGACCCUUUAGGCCCCUGACCGGACAGAUGGAGGUGGCAGAGGACCGAAGGGAUAGACAGAUGAACGACAAGACGGAGAUAUGGAGGAGGAUGUGAUGGUGGAUGGGCACACACGUUGACAUGAACAGAGAGAAAGACUUGCCACUGUCGGGUCAAACAGAGUUAUUUCCUCAAGCGGGACAACAGCAGCUCUUCGGCCCUCCAUCUGUCCCUCCAUAUCUGUCCGUCUUACCCUCCGUGGUCCGAUCCUGAAUAUUUAACCCUUGCAGUUGGACAGAGGAACUCCAAAUAUGGAGGCCAAGGGAGAAUAAACAUUGACUCUGUGGGUGUGUGGAGAACCGAGAGACACACAAGUGGUGAAGAAAGGAAACCCAGGGAGGAGAAGAUGCUGAAGGCAGAGGAGUUAUGUAACGCCGCCAGGAUCAACAUUGAACUUUUUGGUCUGCCUACCUACAGCCAGGCCGGCCUGGGCCACGAGGGACUGAGAGAAUGGGUGAGGGAGGGUGAAGGAAGGUGGAGAAGAAAGAGGGAAAAAUAUGGGAUAUUUUAAUAAGAGAGAGUAGGGAGCAAGCUGGUGAUUUAGAAACUCUAAACUCCUCCUGCCUUCUGAAGUCAAGGACCUUUUUUUUUUUUUUUUUUCUUAAUUCUACUCCGCAGCCACUCAUUCAGUUACUUUUUACCCUUUUCUGAUGUUCUUUUCUUCAGUUUGUUUGACUCUUGGCUUCCUUAGUGUAUCAUCAUCAUCUUCAGUGACAUUAUCAUCUUCCUCAUCACCACAGCAGGCAGAGUGAAGCUGCAUUAAUCAGAGCAUCUGUGUCUCAACCCAAUCCAUCCUCCUUUAAUAACCAUAACACACGGGAUCCUGACUGUCACAUACAUACAUGGAGUCUUUUAUUGUACAUAUGGUAACACACACUCUUUCCAACACACCUCUACAUGUACAUAAAACAACCACACAUCCACACACACCUUGUUGUGUUUAAUUUCACCAGAAGACAUCAUGCGCAUCGAUCAGAGGUAUUCUGCAAAGCUCUGCUCUCUAUUUCUGCUUUGUUUCAGUGUUCUUGCUCUCUCUCUCUCUCUCUCUCUCUCUCUCUCACACACACACGCACAUAAACACUCGGGCACUGAAGCAGCAAACCGGGCUGAUCUCAAGGUGAGGAUGUGUGGUUGCCGUGGAGACACAGACCUGAUCACAUUUUUGAUUUGUUUUUUUGUUUUUUUUUGGUCAUCUUUACUGGAUACUUCCUGUUGUAUUAUUUUGAAUACUUUUUUUCUAUUAAAAAUAAAAACGCAGAAGCUCUAAA
This is a messenger RNA of Toxotes jaculatrix (banded archerfish), 2191 nucleotides long. RefSeq lists its product as uncharacterized. Bases 230 to 580 code for a protein of 116 amino acids. The transcript has 6 exons. Lineage: Eukaryota; Metazoa; Chordata; Actinopteri; Toxotidae. The record is from RefSeq and is a predicted model, not a curated record.